UCUCCCAUUUCUCCGCCAUAUAAAUCAUUCGUAUAUACAUAUAUUUUAUAUUUCAGAGAGAGAGAGAGAGAGAGAGAGAGAGAGAUGGGGCAUCACUCGUGCUGCAACAAGCAGAAGGUGAAGAGAGGUCUGUGGUCACCAGAGGAAGACGAGAAGCUCGUCAACUACAUCACCACUUAUGGCCAUGGAUGCUGGAGCUCUGUUCCCAAACAUGCAGGUCUGCAAAGAUGUGGAAAGAGCUGCAGAUUGAGGUGGAUUAAUUACCUGAGACCCGAUCUUAAACGUGGAAGUUUCUCUCCUCAAGAAGCUGCCCUUAUAAUUGACCUCCAUAGCAUUCUUGGUAACAGAUGGGCUCAGAUUGCCAAGCACCUACCAGGGAGAACAGACAAUGAAGUGAAGAAUUUCUGGAACUCUAGCAUUAAGAAGAAGCUCAUGUCUCAUGAUCAUCACCAUCGCCAUCAUCAUAUCUCUUCCAUGGCAAGCUUGAUCACCAACUUUCCUCACCAUCACCAUCAUCACCAUAAUGGGUUCAUGAACAAUGUCAAUACCCAUAACAACGGCGAGGAAGCAUCUGGAUUCUUCUCCCUCCUCACAAACACAAACCCUAGUUUCAUCACUCCCAACCACAUUGAUCCUCUCUAUCUCCCUCCUCCUGUUUUUACUCCAGUUAUGUUCCAAAGCUUUGGCCAUGUAGAUUUCAAGUUUAACGACUCAAGCCAAGUUCAAAACCUUUACAAUCCUGAUAAUUUGGUCAUCGCACCAACAAAUCACCAUUCUUUUCUUCCAUCUGAUUAUGAUCCUCAUAUAACGACCCUUCCAGAUUCAGAUUCAUCUUCCGCAUUUAAUCAUCAGCCCCCAUGGGCAUUACCAGAUCUCCCAGCCUCCAUUUCUGCCACUUUCCAAGAAACCCAAGUCGUUGAAUCGUUUCAAGAUUAUGUUGGACAUGACGACAAGCUCAUCAUCGAUCCAAUGGUCUCGCUAUCACCAUACGACGAUGACCCUCUUCAUCAUUCCUUGGUCACCACCACAGUGAUCCCAAACACAGUUUCAAAGUUAUCAGAAGAGGUUCUUGACGGGAAAGCAACAUCCCACCCUCGUGACUUGCACCUGCCUGCGGCGGAUCAUGACGACGACGAUGAUGAUGAUCAUCAAGUGGAUUCAUACAUCAACUCUAUGAUCAUGCCAUCAUUGCAAUCAUCCUCCUCCUCAUCGCCGAUCUCCAGCAGACAGUACGUUGCAACAGUACCAAACCCUAGUACUACUACAACUACAAUGUCUAGGUGGGAUCCCUAGACAUGGAUAUUUGAAACAUAGAAUUAUAAUCUGCAUAUUAUAUAUAUAUAUAUAUAGGGAGAAAAAUAUAAAUAAUAAAUCCAUGUGUUGAAAAACCUUUACUAUAUAGCAUCUCGUAUAAGGAAUGGUAUCUGUUCAUUAAAUAUUUUCGAAAUGUCAUUGUCGGAGAAGACAACCUAAAAUGUUACUAGUUCAGGUUAUUUGUGUGAGUAAUGAAGAGCUAUUGCAGUGUUCUUCAAUAACUACAUAUAUGUAAUAAUCCUUUUUAUUUAUACUUGACCGCAUACACACACAUAUAUAUAUAUAUUCGCGUAUGUAGGUAUAUGUGUAUGUAAAUGCGCUAUGUACUUCUCGUCGCCUACACAUGUGUUUGUGUACAUAUGGUCAGUUUGUUUUGUCUCUAGCGAAAGAAUACUUUUGUUCUGUUCUGCAUCUUUGAUUUGUCACCUCUCUCUCUGUGA
This is a messenger RNA of Tarenaya hassleriana, 1754 nucleotides long. Its product is annotated as transcription factor MYB26-like. The coding region runs from base 85 to 1293 and encodes 402 amino acids. The transcript is spliced from 3 exons. The record is from RefSeq and is a predicted model, not a curated record. NCBI's taxonomy places the organism in Eukaryota, Viridiplantae, Streptophyta, Magnoliopsida, Brassicales, Cleomaceae.